This is a messenger RNA of Capsella rubella, 1130 nucleotides long. Its product is annotated as RRP15-like protein. Bases 70 to 1008 code for a protein of 312 amino acids. Lineage: Eukaryota; Viridiplantae; Streptophyta; Magnoliopsida; Brassicales; Brassicaceae. The record is from RefSeq and is a predicted model, not a curated record. Gene Ontology annotation, biological process: maturation of 5.8S rRNA; maturation of LSU-rRNA. Gene Ontology annotation, cellular component: preribosome, large subunit precursor. The transcript has 8 exons.
CUAUCUCUCGUCUCUCCUCUCUCACAAAAACUCUCGCCGCCGUGAAAACUCAAAUUUAUCGACGGAACCAUGUCUACCGGAGAAGAAGCUCACACAGCAAUGGCAGAGAGAGGUAAUAGAAAGAGAAGAGUCGGCGUAAAGAAAGGUACCAAAGCGGCGAGGAACAAAAAGUUAAAAUCGAAACCUUCUACUUCCGAUAGGUUUAAAGUUACAAUGAAGAAUCAAAAGCUUUUUCAGAAGAGAGCACGAGAAUACAAUUCCGAUGAAGAAGAAGAAGAUGAAGCGAAGAAGCAACCAGAAGUAACAAUUCGUGAGAAGAUCUUCUCUGAUGCGAACAUGGGACCAAAUUACGAUGUAAUUGAAGAAGAUGAUGAUUCAGAUAGAGAUGAACAUUCAGAUGGUGAAGAUCAUGGAGAGAUUGAAUCUGGAGUUACUAAGUUUGCUACUGAUGGAUGUAAUGCUUUUAAAAUCGCUUUUAAAGCUAUUAUGAAGAAGACUAAAGGAGAUGAUGUGUUGGGUCCAGUUUUAUCAGCACAUAAGCAUCUUAUUGCAGAGAAGCUAGCUGAAGAAGAUGCUGAGAAGAAAGCUAAAGGUCAAGCUAAAAAGGCUAAACAUUUGAUUGCUGAGAAAGGACAUGUUAAACCUGGAAGUUAUUUGGAUGCUAAUGAAAAGAUUCUUAUUGGUGUUGCCACUAAAGGAGUGGUCAAGCUUUUUAAUGCUGUAAACAAAGCUCAACAUGCUCAGAAGGGUUUGAAUCCUUCAAGGGCUAAAGACGCUAAAGUGCUGAAGAAGCGAAGAAAAGAAGCAUUCUUCUCUGAGUUAGGGAAAACAAAACCAGACACUAAGGCUGAGAAAUCCUCAAAUGAUGAUGAAGCUCCUGCUUGGGCUCCUCUACGUGAUAAUUACAUGUUAGCUAAUCCAAAGCUGAAGGACUGGGACAAGAAACAGGAAACAAGCGAGGGAGAUGAUUUUGCAGGUUUGUCAGGAGAUGAAAGUUAUGAAGACUGAAGAGCUUAAAGUAGUAGCAAACCCUAAUUUUGUCUUUGUAAUGCAAGCAUUUUUGUCUGAUCAAUAUAAUUAUAUGAAUGAACUAAGUUUUUUGAUAGUGAAAUGUUAUCAAAAAGUUGUCA